Messenger RNA from Daphnia carinata, 1272 nucleotides. RefSeq lists its product as uncharacterized. The transcript is spliced from 10 exons. The coding region runs from base 12 to 1163 and encodes 383 amino acids. The record is from RefSeq and is a predicted model, not a curated record. Lineage: Eukaryota; Metazoa; Arthropoda; Branchiopoda; Diplostraca; Daphniidae.
CACUUUGGGUAAUGCAGGGUAGUGAAAUUGUAGCUUUGAAUUCGAACACAUUCACCUUGCUAUACAUAAUGCAUCACCAAGCGGAACAUGUGCGGAAAUGGAGGUUUUAUGUAUUUAUCAUUAUUUGUGGAUUGACGUCAACCCCUGCCACAGCAAUUACUCCCGAAGCCGAAAACCUUAUUCGAACCUGGUCGCCUUUGAUCUGGUUACAUAGUGAGGAAAAAUUCCUACCGAGUUCCGUAGAAUUCUUCUUACCUGAAGUAACAAUUCAAAAUAACGAAAGUGCAAUCGUCCAGGAAUAUGUUACCCCUGAAAAUCUUAUAGGCGGUGAAGCGAGUGUGACGUUACAUAUGCAAACGCGAGAACCUUUAGAUUGUCCGUCUUGUUACAACCUGGAUAUGUUUUUCGGUCAGGCGAUUGAGAAUGGUGGAGUACCGACCUACACAAUCUAUCGUGAAUACGACGAUGCGUUUAACACGCUGGACGUUUCUUAUUUUGCCUUUUACCCAUAUAACCGUGGGAAGGAUGCAUGUGUCGGUGUUCCAAUUAAUGGGAGCUGUGCAGGAGCAGAAAAAAAUCUAGGAAAUCACGUAGGAGACUGGGAACACAAUGCUUUGCGUUUUAGAAACGGGCAGCCGUAUUUGAUUCACCUUAACGUUCACAGCUUUGGCGCUUAUUAUGAAUGGAAUGAGACUACACAAAAUUUUCAAUUCCUUGUCGGCGAAGAAGUUCGCUCUGCGGUUAACCCGAAUUAUGACGGCAGUCCUUACGAAAAGGAUGCAAGGUAUGAACCGCGAUAUCCGCCUACCGUUGAGCUAAUGGGAACUCAUCCGAUAGUGUACAGUGCAAAUGGCUCGCAUGGUCUUUGGGGAUCACCGGACGUGCACACCUACGUUCCGGGUUUACCUCUCCAGGACUUCACCGAUGAAGGAACCGCUUGGACAACAUGGGAUAACCUUAUUCUCAUUCCGUGGUUGCCGAGCAACGUUAGCUACGAAGGAAAUUUGAACUGGCUAAAUUUUCUUGGGGACUGGGGUAACAGCGCCGAAGGGUGUGAAUACGAAAUCAUUACAGGGGAGUGUGAACUUGGUUCGGGACCCAGUGGUCCAAGAAGCAAAGUUGAUUUCCCAGAUCCACAACCUAAGACAUCUAUGGACAAUUGAUAAUUGAUAGCCCUACAGACACUACAACACAAAGAAAACUUGUCCCUAUACGCGAGUCAUCCUUUGCAUAUGGCUUUGCAUUUACUUGCCUUAAAUAAAACAGAAAUAA